UGACGCUCGUCGCCGCGCCAGUAAAUCGUUUCGAGUGCCUGUCGUCGGGAUGCCUCAGCUGGUGCGGCGGUGAGCCCUUUGCGAAACGGUCGAGCGGCGCCCUCGGAGGCCAGUCUUCCCGAAGGAACUAGCAUGGAUUUCGUUCCUUCGCUCCUGCGACGGAUCCUCCUCCGUCCUUCCCCCUCGACCUGAGGCCGGGUAGAUCUUUGGUGGCGCUGCGUGGAUCCUUAGCGAGGAGUAGUGGAUCUUUCAGUGGAUCUUUCGGUGGAUCCAUCGGUGGAGUUUCGGUGGAUCUGUGCCUAAGUGCUCCCGCGCGCCGAUGAGGCUGCGUCGGCUGAUUGAGGGAGCGCUGGAGUCUGCAGUGGAGUGCGUGCGGUGCCAAGGCUCUGCGUCCUGUCAAAGUGAUUUUGGUAGUACCUUUAGGUGUUAGGAAAUUGUCCGUGUCUGCGUGUUUCUGUCCGCGAGUGAAGCCCCUUCGCGCCGGCAUGAAGGGCCCCGCGAUGUAGUGGCCGGAGAGGAGUCGCGAGCCAGCCGACCAGCCUCGCCCCGGAGACCGAGAGCGAGCCAGCAGCGGACCAGGUGGAGUGGCAGCCGAGACAUCGCCCGGAGGAAGAUGGCGAAGCGCGUGUGGAAGUCGAUCAUUCGGCGGAAGAACAAGCCGGUGGGCAACAUGGCCUUCGGCGCCCUCGCCGUCACCCACGAGGAAGAGUGCCCCGUGAUCUUCCGCGUGAAGGAGGCGCCGCCGGACAGCCGGGCGGCGCGGGCGGCCAACAACAAGCGCUUCACCAUCAACCUGGGCGUGGAGGACCUGCCGUCGGUGCCGCGGCCGGAGUCCAUGGCCAAGUUCUACACGGACGACGAGGUGGGCGUGGUCAAGCGGCGGAGGAGCAGCCUCGCGAUCUCCUCCGCCUCCGGGGACGAGGAGGAGGCCAACCCCUUCCUGCUGAGGGAGCACAUGAGGAACGAGGAGGCCUCGAGGCUCGGCCUCAAGGCGCGCCCGGAGACCUGCUACCUGGACAAGGAGGUCAAGCUGCGGGAGAGAAGGAAGUCGCUGUUCAUGGCGCAGGAGUUCCCGGUCAGCAUGGGCGGCGGGGCGGGGCGCGAGCGCGUGCACUCGAAGCGCGACGGCAUGUGCCUGCAGGGCGACCAGUUCUGCGAGGACGUCAAGGAGAACAUCCCUGGCGCCGAGGACGUGCACUCGCCGGGCUCCGACAAGGUGUUCUUCGGCGACGACGCCGCCAGCAGCCCCGCCAGGUCCCCCGAGGAUAACCGCACGUUUUCGCCGAGCAUGCGCCAGGACAUCGCCCUCAGCGUCGCCACGCAGAUGCUGGCGGCCACGGGCGCCGGCGACGGCUGCUCCCCCGGGGAUUUCAUCCACUUCAACAACGAGCUCCCCCCCGUGCCCCCGCCGCGGCCCAAGAGGGACGCCCGCAAGAAGGACCGCGAGAAGGCGGACUCGCCCGCCGCCGGCCAGCAGCUCGCAGAGUCCUCGUCCUUCUCCUCGUUCCAGAGGCUGUCCGACAGCCCCGGGACCCCCGACACCCCCGGCAGCGCCUCCUCCGGCAGGUCCUUCCUGCUGCCGACUGGCAUGGAGUCCCCGACCAUCAAGUCGCGGACGCUGGACUACCGGACGAAGCGCCGCAGCCAGGAUGCGGACGGGUCGCGGCGCGUGUACAAGCAGCGCAGCUCGGACGACCUGUCGCGCGCGCGGAGCCGCGUGCUCGUGCGGAGCGUGAGCGAGUUCGUGGAGCCGAGCGCCAAGCCCGCGCGCCCCGGGAACAGGAGGUCCAACAGCGACAAGCUGAAGCCCCGGAAAGGCGACAAGGACUCGCCGUCGUUUCGCGAUCGCUUGUUCCGCUCCUCGCGGAAGGACUCGGGCGAGGAGGGCCUCAAGACGUCGCGCAGCCUCCCCACGCGCACCUUCGAGCGCUUCAGGAGCGUCAAGGGCAAGGGCAACGGGAGCCGCAUCCGCAAGAGGAGCUCCGGCUGCGCUUCUGACGACGAUGAAGGUGAGGGACUCGACGCGGCCUGCAACAUAAUACGCAGUGGGCCCGUCGCGCUCUGCAACAGGGAACGAACAGCCACAUUGCAGACGCUGAAAUACAGAUGUCAAGGCGGACGCUGCAAUACGGGCGAGGUAUUUGCCGUUGGAGGAAGGGAGGCUCGGAAACAGGAGGGGGGCAGGCUGGCAAGGAGUGGCGGUGGAACGUCGGGGAGACUCCUGACAACAACAAACACGACUCUGCACUCGCCUGCAACACCACACCUGACUCCUGACAACACCACACUCGCGACAACACCCCACUCGACGCCUGACAACGCUAUCAACACCACUCAGCGACCGUCAUCAAUUGCUGAUGGCGCGUUCCUUUAUCUGGCAAUACUCCCCGAAGGAGGUCCUCCUCGGGGCGCCCUCGGGGGUUCUGGCAACAACGUCGACAAGCUAAAAGGACGCCCGCAGCUUCGACCAAAUGUCCAGGCUGGCCAAAGAUAG
Molecule: messenger RNA, 2494 nt
Organism: Penaeus vannamei (Pacific white shrimp)
Lineage: Eukaryota; Metazoa; Arthropoda; Malacostraca; Decapoda; Penaeidae
Source: RefSeq, a predicted model, not a curated record